Messenger RNA from Cetraspora pellucida, 210 nucleotides. Lineage: Eukaryota; Fungi; Glomeromycota; Glomeromycetes; Diversisporales; Gigasporaceae. The record is from the annotation of a GenBank genome assembly.
ACGGGCAAGCACAAAGUUGGCAAGCACAAGGUGGGCAAGCACAAGGCAGGCAAGCACAAGGCGGGCAAGCACAAGGUUGGCAAGCACAAGGUGGGCAAGCACAAGAUGGGCAAGCACAAGGCAGGCAAGCACAUGGUGGGCAAGCACAACAUAGGCAAGCGAAUGGCAGGCAAGCACAAAGUGGUCAAGCACAAGGUGGGCAAGUGAAUG